ACCCCCCUCGAGAGAACGACGCUCGAGUGGUAUGUGUGGUCGCAUCCAUUUUCCGAACACACGACCCGAGAUACGACCGAGUACGACGAACGUAAAUAAUGGAAUGCGCGUUUUCCAGUUAAUUCGUUCGGAGAAUUUACGAUAGUUCUGCAUCGGUGUGACGCUCGCAUCUCGCUCGAUGGGAAAUUGUGCCUUAGGAGUGCUGGACGUGCCGAAUGUCCGAGUUGGCGGGUUUGUUGUUGCCCGUGGACGAGGACAAUAGCCCGUGGACGGACUCGCGGUUUCUCGCGGUGCUCGUGCCCGAGGGGAUCACGGUCGAUCGAAGGAGGAAGGAGCCAGUUCGAUACACGCCUCGGCGAGAUGUCAAUCGCCCCGAUAGAGUGACGGGACAGUGCGCACCGGUAUCGUGAGUACCGCCGUGACGCGGAUGUCACGUCGAUUUGGAGGUUAGACCUCUCUCUCCGCGGCGCUCCACGUAAACGUGAACGGUCCGCAUCCGAUCGUUCGGCCCUCGGACGCCGAAUUGAGAUCCAGCUCCGUUUCCGGCCUCCACGUCGGAGGGAUUGCGUGCAACGCGGACUGCUCUGAAGUAAGCGUAAUUCUCGUACGUCGCGGCGAUACAUUCCGGUGCUUCGCUGCACGAUUUUAUGUGCGUGCCGCUUGCGUGUUAUGUUCCCAUCCCGGUGAAUAGAGACAGUAGAAUCAUGGCAGAUCGAGAUUAUGAUAUGGGACCUGCCACGGAAAUGAUGGUAAAUGAUUUUGAUGACGAACGUACAUUGGACGAGGAAGAGGCCUUAGAAGGUAGUGAAGACUCUCACAACGAGUUGUCCAACUUGCAAAAGGAGGGUGAUAUGCCACUGAAAGAUCUGCUUGCCAUGUACGGAUACGGCGAUCCCUCCACGGAGAACUCCAACAGUUCCGAUCGCAUGCUGCUGCCGUCCGGUAGCGGCGAUCCGGAGAACGAGGAGCGUUACUCGGAUAAGGGCGACAACGAUGCGGACGACGACGACGACGACGACGAAGCGGACGCGAACAGUAAUGAGCCGGACCUUAAACAAUUUUAUACAGAGAUGCUGGUGAAGGGGAAGGACAAAACGUCAACGUUGUCCGGGUCAGCGAUGAAAGGCGGUGGCGGAGCCGGUGGCAGGAAACGCAUCCUCGACGACGACGAGGACGACGAUGAGGAAGGCGAGGAGUGCUCGAUGACGGGUACUCGUGGCGGAAGUGGCAAGAAGAGAGCCUCGCCUACGUCCGGAAGCUCGAACGCCGUCGCUUGCGGCGAUAUGAACUUGGGGGGAUCCGGCGUUGCCGAUGACACCGCCGAAGAAGGUAGCGCCGCCGGCACGAUAGACGGACCGGAAGAUCGGAUAGUCACCAGCGGAAGCGGUAGUUCGAGGCUGCUGCGGAGCGUGUCGAGACCGCAGAGCGAGGAGGAGGAGGACGACUGCGAUUACAGUCCAGACGAGGAGGAGUGGAAGAAGACAAUCAUGGUCGGCAGUGAUUAUCAGGCGGCGAUACCGGAAGGCUUGUGCCGCUACGAUGACGCGUUACCCUACGAAAACGAGGACAAGAUGCUGUGGGACCCGAGCCAUAUAUCCGAGGAGGACACGGAGGAGUUCCUGGCACGCGCGCAGCUACCGGCAGUUAAAGGCAGCUCCGGAUUGCCGUCCGGAUCGCACAUUCGGGACGACGAGCAGGCCUUGUAUCUCCUGCUGCAGUGCGGCUACAACCUUGAGGAAGCACUGCGAAGACGUCGAAUGAACGUGUUGCCGCCAACGGACGCGGUGAGCCUCUGGUCAGAGGAGGAGUGUCACAAUUUCGAGUCCGGAUUACGCGCCUACGGGAAGGACUUUCACCUUAUUCAUAAGAACAAGGUGAGAACAAGGUCGGUUGGAGAAUUAGUGCAAUUUUAUUAUUUGUGGAAGAAAACCGAGCGCCAUGACAUAUUUACGUACAAAGCUCGACUGGAGAAGAAGAAGUACGCCCUGCACCCUGGUAUCACCAGGGACUAUAUGGACCGAUUCCUCGAGGAGCAAGAGGGCGUCCGGGAUCGCAGCAGCUCGCCCAACGUUCACUGUUUAAUAUACGGGGAUACCAAGCGGCAGAGGUCCAGCGCGAGCGUGACCAACAACGACGAGUCCAAGUCGACGGACGCCUGGGACGGGAACAACGCGGUCGAUCCGUUGGCGGACAUCAACGGGCCGACCCCGCAGCCGCCGCCACCGCCACCACCACCACCCCCGCCUCUCGUAACGUCGGUGGCGACCACCGUGUCUUCGUCGAUGUGCAACACUGGCGCUCCAACCGCGCAGCCGACGUACUGCUCGUCGUCGACGCGCCACCCGGAUUCGUCGUGCUCCUCGUCGGAAUCGGGCUGCGCAAACCCGCACGCGUGGGGCAGUCUAACGUCUCGAAGUCAACCUACCUCCGCCGUCAUCACGACGAUAACGAUCAACACCACGACGGCCACGACGUCCGCGGUGAUGGUCACCAGCCUCGGCUCGACAAACACAGUUACCACCAGUUCCACCGCCGUUACCGCCUCCGCCGGCGCCGCCACCGCCGGCUCCAAUAAUUAUUACCAUCAGCGAGUAACGUCAUCGAGGAGCAACGAUUCCCACGACACACCCUCGCCCGAGAACAUUCUACCCCAUCUGCCUCCUUAGCGUCUAACCAGACCUUCAGGUGUCCAUCCUGAAAGGCGGCGGAUGUCCCUGCGCGGUGUGCCCAGAUCGGCGCUCGCGCCAUCGCUAUUGUCGUAACGCAUAACGCAUUCGUUAAUAUCAAGGAUUAUAUUUUUAUACUGUAUCGUAAUGUAAUUACUAAUCGUCCUUAGAGCGCGAGUGCGCGAUGUUGUACAGUGAUGCGGGAGGCACGGGGAUGCGUGCCUUCGCGAGGCAGACUCGGGGAAGCGUGUACUGUACAUGUAAGAUUUAAAGACAAACGCAGAGAACGGCGGUCUCUCGCUGUAAACUCUGUUUCUAUAUUCCUCCCCUUCGUUUCCGGGCGUAGAGAUAUAUUUCGAGACACGUCUUGGUUGAAAGCCGAAAAAAAUUAUCGUGCGCCAAUGAAGGCGACAGAGAUGCAGAGUAACGUAACGCGCCGUGACUACAAAUUUUCAUGAACAGAUCAUUCACGUGAUUAGUGAAUGUAAUUAGCAAAUAUGUAACUGAUCAUGACGAAAUUUUCAUGCAAAGGACGCUUAUCAUCGGAUCGAAAAAUACAGAAUUUGCAACUCGGUUAACAAGCGAAGAAGCGAAAUCUGAUUGAGUGCUGAACCGAUCAAAUUAAAUGAAAGUCAAUAGGGAAAAUGUUGAGCGUUAUUUUGACGUGAGAGGAUGCACGUAAAAUGGCGAUUCUAAUCAAUCCGUUUGGUCCCUCGUUAAGUAGUUGGCUGUGUAUAAAAUCAUAUAGUUUGUAUUUUCACGGUUUCCUAUAGCGCGACUAUUUAAGAGAACACAUUUAAAGAAACACAAGAAAUAUUUCUAAUUUGCUGGAUACACACAUUGCAUUAUGUUUAAUCAUUUAUAAAUAGUGUUAAUAUAAAAGUACAGGCUAAAUUAGAAACGU
Messenger RNA from Ooceraea biroi (clonal raider ant), 3570 nucleotides. RefSeq names its product mesoderm induction early response protein 1. Lineage: Eukaryota; Metazoa; Arthropoda; Insecta; Hymenoptera; Formicidae. The record is from RefSeq and is a predicted model, not a curated record. Gene Ontology annotation, molecular function: histone deacetylase binding; transcription corepressor activity. Gene Ontology annotation, cellular component: nucleoplasm. Gene Ontology annotation, biological process: negative regulation of transcription by RNA polymerase II.